AUGUCGCUACCCCGCGGCGUCGGCCUCGGCGUCGACGUCGGCCAACUGAUGCAGCAUCAGCAACAGCAGCAGCAGCAUCACGUGCUGCCGGCGGCGUUCUUCCUGCGCGCCAGCGCCGAGAGGUACCAGCGGACCCCCAAGUGCGCGCGAUGCCGCAACCACGGGGUCGUGUCCGCGCUCAAGGGCCACAAACGGUACUGCCGAUGGCGGGACUGCGUGUGCGCCAAGUGCACCCUCAUCGCCGAGAGGCAGCGCGUCAUGGCCGCACAGGUCGCGCUCAGACGGCAGCAGGCCCAGGAGGAGAGCGAGGCGCGCGAGUUGGGCCUGCAAUUGCAAUACAAUACCGGCAGCUGCACCACCGCCCCCGUUCUGCCGGCGGCCGCCGGCGCGACGCCAGCUGGUAGCCCGCCCCCGCACCCGGCGCACGUAGGCAGUCCGGCGGGCCUCGCGAUACCCGCGGCAGCCGCGGCCGCCGCCGCCGCCGCCGCCGCGCAUAUCCAGACGCUCCACCAACCGGAGUGCGGUCUUAUGCCGAGGAAGAGGUCCACCCAGGACGAGUACCGGCAACCCAAGGUCGAGAAGGGCGACGCCGUCGUCGUGGCCGGUGGUGGGAUCACCGGAUCGAAGCGAUCCAGGAUCUCCGAAAACACGACGGCAACGAUCCUGUCGACCAGCGACACCGGCAACGAGGACGACCGUGAUUCCGAUUCCGGCGGCGAGUUGCGAGCCGAUCGUUCAUUGGUGGUAUCAACGUCGUCGGGUAUGCCGGAGUCGGAGGCGGUCAGGAAGCGCAGCAGCAGCCUCAACGACUCCGAGGAGGGCAGCCCCGACCCGGGCUCGCAAAGCCCGACGCACACGCCGCCGCUGACCCCGGCUCUGACGCCGCAGCGGGAGGACACUCCGGCGCCGGAGAACCUCAGCCUACGCAAGAGCGGAAGCCCGCCGCAGACGCAGCAGACCCUGCAACCGGUGGAUCUGGUACAGCCUAGACCUAGUCCCCCGCUACCCUCGCUAGCUGCCGCGGCGACGGCAGUGCACUUUCCGCCGUACGCGCCUCUCUACGGGCCGACGGCGAGCUCGCUCUAUUGCUCGCCGGCGCUCUAUCAGCAUCAGCACCAUCACCACAUACCCGAGCCGCGAGAGAUUCAGAUGCAGAUGCAGAUGCAGAACAUCCAGCAGACCUGCGGGCUGCAGCAGCUGCAGCAGCAACAGCAGCAGCAGCAGCAGCAACGCUCGCCGGUGGACGUUCUGCUGCGCGUGUUCCCCGGAAGACGCCGCGCCGACGUCGAGGCGCUCCUCCAUCGUUGCAAAGGCGACGUGGUGUCCGCCAUGGAGGUGCUGGUCUGCGAGGACAGUCUGCAACCGAAGUCGGCGUUCUCGCCGCUGGCGGGCGCCCUGGCGUCGGCCGCCGCGGCCUCCGCCGCGUCCGUCUCUGCGGCGGCGUACGCGAGCCGCGCCGCGUACUGCACCACCCCGAUACCGUCUACGCGGCACCGCUUCCUGGCGGCGCCGUACACCGGCACCGGUUACCUGCCCACGGUCAUCAAGCCGCCUAACCAGAGCCUGCACGCCAACGGCACCGGCGACGCCUACCGGGAGACCAGCCCCGACGACGCCAGCGACAAGACCAGCUACUCCGAGUGACCUGACCCAGGUCACCACGCCGCCUGGUCGUACCCUCAGUAGUGCCCUAACGGGCGACGAUGUCUCGUUUCCUCGAGUUCGCGACGGCAACGCGACGAGGAGUAGCCGCUCACUCUCGACCCCUCGGUGCGUGCAGUUCGGCUGGUCAGCCAGAGAUCGUUCCCCGAAACGACGACGACGACGACGAUCCUCGCUCGACCUGUCUUUCGUCGUACGUACGAAGGGAGAUCGGUCUCGACGAUCGGUCGGCUCGGGAAGGUGGAGAGGUCACGCAUCGGUGAAAUCGGCGGCGCCUAUCGAGAAACUGGUUGCGACGGCAAGGCCAGCUGUGUGUGCUCGAUCGUCAGCUGAUCGUACCUUC
Dinoponera quadriceps is the source of this 2005-nucleotide messenger RNA. RefSeq names its product doublesex- and mab-3-related transcription factor A2 (gene dmrt99B). Gene Ontology annotation, cellular component: nucleus. Gene Ontology annotation, biological process: regulation of transcription by RNA polymerase II; sex differentiation. Lineage: Eukaryota; Metazoa; Arthropoda; Insecta; Hymenoptera; Formicidae. The record is from RefSeq and is a predicted model, not a curated record. Bases 1 to 1644 code for a protein of 547 amino acids. Gene Ontology annotation, molecular function: DNA-binding transcription factor activity, RNA polymerase II-specific; RNA polymerase II cis-regulatory region sequence-specific DNA binding; protein binding. The transcript has 6 exons.